UGGUUAGAAAGGUCAGGAGGCGGCACACUACGGCUGUAUGCAGGAGGAGCUAGAAGAAGAGGACAGGGAGGUGACCCGCGGGACCGCGACCCGGCGCAGCAGGUUGAAACGAUCCGACGGCAGCACCACGUCCACCAGCUUCAUCCUGCGGCAGGGAUCAGCAGAUUCAUACACAAGCAGGCCAUCAGAUUCUGAUGUAUCUUUGGAAGAGGACAGAGAAGCAAUCCGCCAGGAGAGAGAACAGCAAGCCGCUAUUCAGCUUGAAAGGGCAAAGUCUAAACCUGUAGCGUUUGCAGUCAAGACUAAUGUGAGUUACUGUGGCGCACUGGACGAAGAUGUUCCUGUCCCAAGCACUGCCAUCUCUUUUGAUGCCAAGGAUUUUCUGCAUAUUAAAGAGAAAUAUAACAACGACUGGUGGAUAGGAAGGCUGGUUAAAGAAGGCUGCGAGAUUGGCUUCAUUCCAAGCCCUCUUAGGCUGGAGAAUAUCCGAAUUCAGCAGGAGCAGAAAAGAUGACGUUUCCAUGGAGGGAAAUCAAGUGGAAAUUCUUCUUCAAGUCUUGGAGAAAUGGUGUCUGGCACAUUUAGAGCUACACCCACUUCCACAGCAAAACAGAAACAAAAAGUGACAGAACAUGUUCCUCCUUAUGAUGUAGUGCCAUCUAUGAGACCCGUUGUGCUAGUUGGCCCAUCGCUGAAAGGUUAUGAGGUAACAGACAUGAUGCAGAAAGCCCUCUUUGAUUUCCUGAAGCACAGGUUUGAUGGGAGAAUAUCAAUAACUAGAGUGACAGCUGACAUUUCUCUUGCUAAGAGGUCUGUCCUAAAUAAUCCGAGCAAGAGGGCAAUAAUUGAACGGUCAAAUACCAGAUCCAGUUUAGCUGAAGUGCAGAGUGAAAUUGAAAGAAUCUUUGAGUUGGCAAGAUCCUUACAGCUGGUUGUCCUAGAUGCAGAUACUAUCAAUCAUCCUGCACAACUUAUUAAGACAUCUUUAGCACCGAUUAUUGUCCAUGUUAAAGUGUCAUCUCCAAAGGUUUUGCAGCGGCUGAUUAAAUCCAGAGGAAAGUCACAAAGUAAACACUUAAACGUUCAGUUGGUGGCAGCUGAUAAACUUGCACAAUGUCCACCAGAAAUGUUUGAUGUCAUUUUGGAUGAAAAUCAGCUUGAGGAUGCAUGUGAACAUUUGGCAGAAUACCUAGAGGCAUACUGGCGUGCUACACAUACCACCAGUACUACACCUAUGACACCUCUUCUUGGAAGAAACCUAGGAUCUACUGCACUUUCACCAUAUCCUACUGCAAUCUCUGGAUUACAGAGCCAGCGUAUGAGACAUAGCAACCACUCUACUGAGAACUCUCCAAUUGAACGAAGAAGUCUAAUGACCUCUGAUGAAAAUUAUCACUUGUCUUCCAGUUCCCAACACAGCCGAGAUCAUUACCCACUUGUGGAAGAAGAAUACUCUGACUCUUACCAGGACACUUACAAACCACAUAGGAACCGAGGAUCGCCUGGAGGAUAUAGCCAUGAUUCACGACAUAGGCUUUGAGUUUAAGAACUUGGGAAAAAUAGUAUUCAUUAGUUGACAACUUGCCAUAACAUACAUAGAAAAAACAAAUCAUCUUAAUUUAGCAGAUGUAACAUGGUUUUACUGUAGUUACUAGUUGAUGCUUUAAAAAAACAAAGAGGAGGAAGAAAUUCACCAGACCCUGAUGUUUAGGAGGAAAUUAGCUUGCCCAGCCGUACUGGAUUUUUUUUUUAGUACAGCAUUUGCAUAUAUAACGGUACAUUUUUUUCCUUGUUAGAUAUUAAACACAUCUGUUUGUAAUUUAGGGUACUUAUCUCAAGGCACAUAUGAAACAAUUUCCAGUGCUGGAAAUUCCAAAUGACCAGUUCCAGUUGGAACCAAUUUAUAAACCAAUUCUUGUUGGAAUUUGGGUGAACUGACUGGAAAGUCGACUUGAACAAGUUGCAAUCAGUUGAAAAAAAUGCAGAUGAAGAAAUAGAAAAUUACUAAACCACUAUCAGCCAAAAAUCAGCUGCCAUAUUUGUUUGCUGGAAGCUAAAUUUACACUCAAGAUUAGAAUAAAAAUAUUUUAAUGUAUAUUCACAUUUCCAGAAUGGCUUUUUUCAGACUUACCAAAUGUAAACUGUUUCUCGUGCCAAAUAUCACAAAUUAAUGCAGCAGUUACAAAGUACUUUCCAUUUUGAAUAUUUUUUUCUCCUGACACGUAUGUUGCAGCAACAUUUUUUCUUUUGUUUAGUCAGUAUUGAUACUUCUGUUGUCAUCAGCAAUGGUGAUAUGAAUUUCAACAAUAUGACUGCACCCCGUCACACCUGCACAUGAGCAACAGUAAACAAAAUGUCUUGCGGCCCUAUAUGGAAUCCUGAUGGGCUGCAUGUUGCUCACCACUGAUAUAUGGAAGAGACUAGUAGGAGUAUGAAUAAAUCCAAGCCUGGCAGGAAUGAUGAGAGUUUGAGAAUACGUGGCUGCUCUUUCUUUGAUUCAUCAACACAAAAUCAAACAGGAGAGAUGUGAUGCUUUUUCUCCCAUUCUCAAUGUUCUGCCUUGUUAAAUUGAAAUUGAUCCAUUCUCCCAACCACUCAUGUACGGCAGAUACUGUACUUACAUUUCCACACAAUUGAGCAUCUUCACAUUACAUUUUUCAGUCUCCAUCUUCAAAUGUCUGAAAAUUCCAGCAUCACACAAGAACCCUCGAUAACCAAAUCCUUUAAAUUGUAUUGGUAAAAGCAGAUUUUUUUCAAAACACCAGUAAAUUCUAAAGCAAAGAUGCAGCUUGCAAUAAAAACAGAAUAGAGUACUCCAGAAGCUCUGUUCACUGUAAAAUUAUAGAGCUGACAUUUUAAAUUCAAAUAACUAAGAUAAAGUCUUUGGAGAUUUUGCUGCCUUACUUCUAAUGAACAGUGCUCUUCACCUACUAACUCUUCUGUUUUUUUAAAUGGAUACAUUUAUGUAAUUAGACCUUAUGUCUUACAUUAUCAGUGAAGCCUUAUAUCCAAUAUGAUUGAAAUAAUUAUUGUAAUUGACCAUUUUAUACAACACACUGGUGUCUUUAAGCAUAGACUCUUUCUAAAAUAUCUGAGACACUGCAUGCAUUUUCUAAAAUUGACAGAACUAUGUGUAAAAUAUUAUUUUAUGCUGGUUCGGGUCAAAUCUAUUUUUUGAAAAUGAAAGUAAUUUCCCUUUUCUCUUCCCAAAGUCUCCUGAAUGGUAGGCUAUAAAAGCAUGCAGCACUAAACAAAUUUCCUGAACCUAAUGAUGUCUUUUGCUUUUUGGACCAAUUAACGAAGAUGCUAUUGAUAUUUCCCCCCGCUAGUGAGCCUGAAUAUCUUCUUGGUGAUGACAACUAGAAAUGUAAUUUAUUGCAUUUCUGGUACAACCAAAAAUAAUUACAUGUCUCUAGCAGUGAAAGGUAGUAAUGCAGCUGGCUUUUUGGACAGGUUUUACUGCAUAAAAGAAGCCUUGAAUGAUCAGUCACUAGGUGAUUCAGUUGGGCCAACUGUCAACAAUUAAAACAUAAAAUAUCUGCAUCCACUGGAGUAAUAAAGUUAAGAAGUAACCUAUUGAGUCAGUUCCUGUUGCCCUUUUUCCAGCUAAGCACCUAUUGAUCUCAGUGGGAGUUUGGCCUGAGGAACUAAUGCAGGAUCAGCUUCCAAAGUGAUGGCAUGUGCUGCCAUUUCUAAUAUUUUAUGCUAUAGCACAGUGGAACAUUCUCCAGUAAUUUUUAUAUGUCUUUGUUACACGUACAGCACACAUCUGCAUGAGAAGGAAGGUAUUGGGCAAAACAUUAUAAGCUUUGACAGUUUCUUUUUUGUGCGCAUUAAUGUAUUAAUUGCAAAGAAUGCACUGAAAUGUAUAACCCUAGAUUAGACAGUGGUUUAUCUUUAUUCUGUAGUAGCAUUAGGGAUCAAAUCAUUAGCUGCUUGAAGAUAUUUGCAUUUUAUGACAGGUAGCUGCAACAUCACUAACAUUUUUUCUAGUAAAUGAGAUUACUGCUUUUUCAUUUGAGACACAAAAAUGUCAUUUAUUUUUAAAGCCUUUUGGAGCCUUGUUUUAAAGUCUUCCAUGUCAUGCUAGUAAAGGGAAAGAUCCACAUAACACACAUGCUCAAAAUCCACCAAUUGCAUCGUCUGAAGUGCCAAAAACCACUUUUGUUUAAUGUUCUUAUGAAACGAAUCUGUUGAAAGGAGUCAUUUAUAAUGUCUUGAAGGAAAAUUUUGAAUGUUUACCUUAAUUCUGUGGGUUUAUUUUAAGUUUACCUUCCUUUUUUUGGUAUGAUUUGUAUCCUCUUGUUCUAUUAUUUAAAUAUCACCAAAGUUUGCUUAUCUUGUUUUGCUUUUGUUUUGCAGAGAGAUAUACUCUUAAAGUCCAUGUUUAUAUAAAAUACAUUUCAUUGUGGGUAAAUGCUAUUGGGAAUCUUUCUUUUAAAAUAUUUUUAAGAGACAAGAAAUAUAAUAAGAGCUGCAAUUAUGCUUAAGGCCACUUAAAUGCAUAGUAUAAUCCAUGUAUUAGAACUUCUACAAUGUUAGCCAGCCAUCUUGUGUGGGUUUUUUUUUCAAUGCAAUGGCUUUAUGUGAAGUUGUGAAAUUAAUGUAGUCCUGAAUGAUUAAUAAGAUUAAUUUUCCAAUCCUGCUAUAAUUUCUCAUGAUGAUUAUAUCCUGAUUAUAGUAAUGUUCAGGAUUCUACUGCUAAGCUCCAGUAUAUAUAUAGAAGUAUUUAUUUAGAAAUGUUUAUAAAAUAUUGAUGGUUCUUUGCUAUUUUUAUAUGUUUUUAUUUAAAACAUUUGGGGUUAAUGAUAAUUUAGACAGCAGUAGCCUAUGCUGAUAUGACCGUCUCAGUGACACAAUUAUCUAAAGGCAGUAUGCUUCAAUGCAUUCAUUUGCCUGACUAUAAUUGAAGAACAAAUUAAUUUAAAAUAUGGCACAUAUUUAGAGGAAUUGUAAUUGUUCCCUUUGAACUUGAAUUAAUAUUUUUUAAAUUUUACAGAUAUUUUUCAUCUCUUUUACUAUUUAACUAGUUGAACAUUUUCCCCAAUGGACAGGCAAAUGUAAGUUGGAUAAAUUUUCUGACUGAUAAUUAGGAAAUUAUUGAUUUAAAAAAAAAAAGGAAAUAUUUUUAAAUUAUUGAUUUAAAAAAAACAGAAAAAACUACAGCUCUUUUACAGUAAUUUUAAACACUGUGGGCCAUAUCAUGUCAUCACUUUGUAAACAAAACUUUCUAUUGAAUUUAGUGAAUCAUUCUGCUUAGAAAUCCAGGUUUAUUAUGGCCCCUGGACUUAGAUUUUGCCCUGCAAAGUUAGUUUCCUGUUGAAGCCAUUGGAAAUUGUGCCCUGACUACUUAUUUUUCUUCUUAGUUUAGCAAGAAUAGUUUUUAUAGCAAUAGAUUUUGCUUUUUAUGCAACAUCUUUGCUAGAGAACACUGAACCUGAUCUUGCAUAUUUCUGACUUACACUGAUGAAGGCAACUAUAAAUCAGGUGCGUAUGAGAUUAGAAAAAUUUCCAGUCUCUUCAGUAAACACAUUACAAGAAAUCAUAUUCAGAAUGUUAGUGUUGGUUUUGCUGCAAGUGGAAAUACACUUGACUCUGGGCUGGUCUACCCUACAGUUAGGUUCACAUAAGACAGCUAUAAUCAUCCUCAUUAUUUCAGUGUCUACAUUAGAGCCUUCCUCCCAUUGAUGUAAGGACCCUACUACACCAACAUAAUAACUACACCUCCACAUAGGGCACAAGGUCCAUGUAGUUAGGGAAUGCCAUUUCUGUGUAGAUAACUGUGUCCCUUACAUCUUCUGUCUUGUCAAUUUCACAGCAGGACCUGUGAAACUGACAAAGCCCCUGCUCUCCUGGAGAGCUGCGUGGCUGGACUCUGCUCCUGGCUAGGAGCCAAAGUGAGAAGCCUGAGUUUCCCCUGCCUGCACCAUGCCAGAAGCCCGCCAGCCUUAACAAUUGACAAGGCUGCCUGGCUCCCAGCUGGAAUUGGGCAGAGGAAACAGGAGGGUAAGAAGGGUAGAUGGAUUCUGUCCCCUGGUAGUCAGAGGAGCAGGGUGGCUUCUUCCCAUUCCUGGCAGGGAAUGGUGGCUGCGAAGCCCCAAGCACAUUGUCUGCUCCUAGAGAAGAAUGGAAGUGGGUUGGGCAUUUAAGAAGUCUUUGGCACCUUCCCCCUCUACUCCAAGCAAGGAUGGCAGAGUCUGUGGAGAACCCUGCUACUUGUGGGCCAGCCAGACUUCUGACAGGAAGUUGCCUGUGGAGCUGAGAGAUUCAGCUGCCAGCUCCCCACACAGCCUUCUUAAUUUAGUGGACGUGUUCCUGCUCAAGACAUGCAUCACUGACCCAAGGUGGGUAGCGGGGACAUGCAUCACAGCAGUAAUUACUGUGGUGGCUGUUAAGUUGACCUAAUAUAGGUCAGCUUAGGUUUGUAGUAUAGACAUAUCCUGCAUUUUCCUCUAGCUUUUAAAGCUCCUGUUACAACUGAUAUUUGGGCAUUCCACCCUUUCUUUGCUCCUUGCUUUUUGAGCAAUGAUACCAAGUAGGGAAGCAGGUAAUUGCAAGAACAAGAAACUACUGGAGACUGAGUGCUUAUAGCAGUUUUUUUCUCUGCCACAAGCUAUCUGCUGCUAUAGAAGUGCAAGAUAAUGGUUGUUACCAUAGGGGUGCACGAGUCCAUAACUUCAAGUUAGUUUCAGACUACAUUUUCAGAAUCCACCUUGGCCUCAAUUUCACAUUCUUCUUUGAAUUUCCCUGCUGCUCACAAUCUCACUAAUGUUCCUUGGUAUCCUUUUCAGAAGCACACACUUACUAGUCAGCAUUAUUUUAUUGUAUAGUUAUUUGAGUAAACCAGGGCUGUUGCCUAGUUGCUCAGUCCAUUUGCUUUAUAUAGGAAUAAAUUAAAUCUAACCCUUGCUCAUAUAUUGAUUUUUGGAUUCAGCAAUCAUGAAACCUGGCCAUCACACCGGGCGCGUCUAGACUACCUGCGGCUUCUGAAAGCAGAUAUGCAAAGUAGAUGCAAUUUGCAUAUCUUCUUCCAAUCCCUUUUUUGGAAGAUGGUUUUUUUUUGAAAAAAGAAAAGCAGUCUAGGCGAGAUUGUUCAUGCAAAAAC
Molecule: messenger RNA, 7105 nt
Organism: Pelodiscus sinensis (Chinese soft-shelled turtle)
Lineage: Eukaryota; Metazoa; Chordata; Testudines; Trionychidae
Source: RefSeq, a predicted model, not a curated record